AUGUUGAGGCCUGCUGGUUGCGAAGUAACAAAAAUUAGGCCUGCUAUGCCAGAAGGGGUGAAGACAAGAUCUCCGUUAAUAAGAUCUAUAUCUUCAAAAGACCUUAGAAGGAAAGGAGGCCGCCGAAAUGGCUAUUUAAGUCCAGAGAAUUCUUCAAAUAAAGAUGCCAACGAUUCGUCCUCAGAAGCCGAAGAACACUUGCUACAAGAUCUUGAUAAUAUUCUUUACAAAAAGUUGCAUUUGGGUGAAACAAGUCCCAACGGAGGGAGUGUGCGUGGGUCUCCAAUAUCAAGUUCGCCACCGAACACGCAUGAUCACUCAGACGAUGACCAAGAGAAUAAUGCUUUAGAUCAAGACGCCGAGGAAGAAGCAGAGAAUGAGGACUUCGCUAAUGUGGAUGAGAUAGAUGGCCCUAUUUCCCCUUCAUCGAGUAGCGGAAGCUUGAAAGACCUUGCAAAAGCUAAUGUUAAUAAAGGCACAGACCAAACUUUGAACAAUGACAUCGAUUAUAACUUACCCGUGGAUAAAGAGUUUCAAAAUCAACUUAACAAACGAGCGGAAGAAAUCGAGAAAGACGGUUCUAUAUUUCAAUCUUCGAGAACAACGUUGGAAUGGUCAAUCCAGGAUUUUUAUUCCCUGUAUGAUGAGCUCCCCGACUGGUUUUGCUCUGUCGACUACAACAUGCUGGGCGACGCAAAGCGCUGCUUUGAAAAGAGCUUCAGUCCUACCCGCUUCACAGUGGAACAUUCGUAUGCUGCUUCUGUAUUAGAGCAGCUGACAUCAGAUCUCCAAAAUUGCAAUAACGAAGCUUCUUGUACCCUUUCGCUUGCUUACAUUUGCAUGGGGACAUUCGGAAACAAGAAGAGUUUAAUUGAGCAUAUUAAGGCGAUUAAGAACAAUAACUUUCUGCUUGUGCCGCAUUUAAGCGUUCUGUUAAAGUCAUUCAAAAAGUUUGCCUCUCAUUGUAGAGAGGGAAAGUCUCACUUAAAGCAUUACACUAACCUGUUCUUCAACUGCAGCACCAUACUGUUUUUCCUUGUUAAUGUUCUAGUGGAAUCAAAAGCCAAAGGGCAGUGUGUAACAGAAACAGAAGCCGCAAUUGAAGAAAUCUACAGAGAAGAAAUCCUCGAAUUUGUCGUAAAAUACAUCGAGUACUGGAGGUGGAAUAGCCGCUUGAGUAUGAGAAUCAGAAUUGUAAUAAUACUCUUUCAUCGGCUUCUUUUGCUUCAAUUCGGUGAUAUGCAGUACUUCGAAGAAGUUAAGGAAUACGUUCACAAAAAGCACAACAUUAAGAAAAGAGAGAAUGGCCCCGGCGCCUUAGCAAUCAGUCCAUUGGACUACCAAGCGUUCAGGGAAGAUGUAACAUCGAGGUUUCCUACUUUUGUUCCACCUGAAUCUGAUAUUCCCGCUAGCUUUGAUAACUCAAACUCCCUAUCACAGUUUUUGGAAAUCCCUCGACCAAAAUCAAAAAGCACGCUUAACUCUAACCUUAGCGCUCCAGAAUGCCAUAUUGCUACUCCAGUGCCUUCCCCGUGCUCCUCGCCCACUUCCCAAAUGCGAGGCUCAAAGUCACGAAAAUCAUUUCAAACAAAUUUGGCAUACCCUUCCCUGUACCCUUGUGAUGAUACAGAUGGGUCUGACCCGCUUUCGUCGCGGAUCCGUGCUCCAGGAUGUGGGGAAGGUGAAACGCAAAUACCAUUUAGCGUUUUGGAAGCCACUGACAUCCUUCAUAAAAAUGUGGAGAUAAAGCUUUCCACGCGACAACUUUGGCAUGAGCGCGAGCUUUUCAUGAAACAAGAAAGAGGGUGGGGCUCCACACACGAAUCGCCAUCUGAAUUUUUGUAUCACUACAAUAAUGAGAACAAUGGGGAAGCUAGAACAAUGGUUAGGAUAGAAGAAUUCUACAAAAAAUGCCUUCCCAGCUUAAGUUCAAUCGCAUAUGUUCUUCUGCAAACUAUGGAAUCCAAUUUGAAUAACCGCACAUAUGUCCGCGACGACACGAAGGAUGAAAGCUCAGGGCUGCAAACUGCACCGCAGCUUGAAAUUAUCCGAUCUAAAGAAAUAGUGCUCAAAUCUUCAUGCUCAAGUCUAUACCUCUUGAUGAAAUGGCUAAAGCUUAGCCACAUUUUAAAAUUUGAACAAUUUUGUGUGAUCCUUCAUGAUUAUAAGCUUAUCGGCAUCGUUACCAGCCUUCUCAACACAUACACGGACAAGUACCAGGAGCGAGUGUUUGGUAAUGUUUUGCAACCCACACACUCAUUUUGGAAAGCAUGCUCCUCAUACAAUGCUGAUUCUUACGAUAUCUCAACGAAUAAGACCGUGUUGAGCCAUGAAAAUCUUGACCUUCGAUUUUUGAAUACAGUGGUAUAUCUAUUGAGGCUUCUAAGCAAAGUUACCGGCUGCAAAACCCAACGACUUAAGGAAUUACCUCUCGCGAUCGGGACGCUUCUCAAGACAUUUUAUCAGAUUUUCAAUCUAGACAUCUAUCAGCCCAUCCUUAAGAUAACCCAGGAGCUCACACCUUUUAAAAACAAAAAAUGGAAAUCAGAACAUAUGGAUCUUAUUUCUGGUGUCUACUUGUACAGGAGACUAAAACUCAGCGAUAAUUGGGUUACGGGGAAAGAUAUAACCGGAGAACUGAAUGACGCUUGCGGGCAAGAGAUUGCACUGCGAGCUUUACUUCAGUUUUACAACUUUUUGCAUUACAAACCUUCAAUCGAGCACCUGGGCUAUCACGAUAAAAGCGAUUUCUCGUUCUUCAGCAAAGAAGCUGAGAUCUUGACCAGUGUACACUAA
Lachancea thermotolerans CBS 6340 is the source of this 2796-nucleotide messenger RNA. It is a transcript of the gene FAR11, whose product is annotated as Far11p. Bases 1 to 2796 code for a protein of 931 amino acids. Gene Ontology annotation, cellular component: cytosol. The transcript has a single exon. The record is from RefSeq and is a predicted model, not a curated record. Gene Ontology annotation, biological process: cytoskeleton organization. NCBI's taxonomy places the organism in Eukaryota, Fungi, Ascomycota, Saccharomycetes, Saccharomycetales, Saccharomycetaceae.